AUGAUACAAAUAGAACCAAUACGAUCAAAUUAUACCGAUCAGGAACUUGCUGAAGUCAACUCAAACAGCUAUAAUAAUGCUAAAGAACUAGUGAAACAAGAGCUCAAUCUUAUGAAAAUAGAAAAAACACACCCGCUAGUACGACAAGAGUAUCAAACAAAUAAUGCAACCACCAGUAAUGGCUCACUUUUACAGGGUGAUGCUCAGCUAUUGAAGAAAUUCAAUGCGCAACGGAUCAACAACAACAGCCCGGACAAAUCCCCAAGUUUGAUUGAUUCUAUAGAUUUGAAAAGAUACACAGAGUUUACUACAGAGAAUGGAGAGGCAGAUUUAUCCAAAAUAUAUAUCAGUUUGGCCUACCAAAAUCACCGGUUGAAUAGUUUGAAAACAACCAAAGAAAUCGAAGAGCUGUUGAAGUAA
Messenger RNA from Saccharomycopsis crataegensis, 420 nucleotides. RefSeq lists its product as uncharacterized. NCBI's taxonomy places the organism in Eukaryota, Fungi, Ascomycota, Saccharomycetes, Ascoideales, Saccharomycopsidaceae. Bases 1 to 420 code for a protein of 139 amino acids. The transcript has 2 exons. The record is from RefSeq and is a predicted model, not a curated record.